This is a messenger RNA of Plasmodium fragile, 1162 nucleotides long. RefSeq lists its product as uncharacterized. The transcript is spliced from 2 exons. The annotation marks the transcript as partial. The record is from RefSeq and is a predicted model, not a curated record. Lineage: Eukaryota; Apicomplexa; Aconoidasida; Haemosporida; Plasmodiidae.
AUGCAGAAUGAGGAAUGGAUCAGGGUGAAGAGAGUGCUAGAUGAAUUUGUACAACAUAUGCAGACGAAUGAGCACCUCAGGGAAUCAUUAGGUGCAAACUGUGAUAAUUCAGGUUGGGAUGAUAUAACAGCACCGAGAGAGUAUUACAUGAGCCAGACAGUAGCGGACAUGAUAAGAUGUAGGCUGAUGUCCGCAGCAUUGUGGUUUGCGAACCAGGAUGACGUGAAGGAUGAGGAGGUGAACAGGUUAAGAUGUGAAGUAGCAAAUGUUUUUGGAUACAUCCUGAAAAACAUGUAUUGUCCGCGCAAGGGACAAUGGGCGAGGGGCAUAGAGUAUGCAUAUACAGCAAUGAGGAAUAUGGGGAAAAACCCGGAUGGAGCACGAGUGCCGCACGGGUUGGCAGGUCCUGUUGUGGACGGAAAGUGUACAGUGUGUGGGUAUAAAGGGUGGGAGACGACACCAGGAAUAAUAAAUGGAGACAUCGCAGAAUGGUUCGUAGAGAAAGGAAUAAUGGCAGAAAUAGGGAAACUAGAGGGCGACAUGCCUUGUGAACAGGAUUGGAGAAAGUAUAAGAAGGCGAGCGGCGGUACUGACCAUAAGGUUAUAGAGGAGGAAAAAAUACCUGAAGUGAAACAAGUAGAGAAAAAAGUGGUAGAAGACACGGAGAAGGUCAUUGGGAAGGUGAAGGAAAAACUGCACGCAGAAAUUGAAAAGGGAACGAAACAGGUAGCUGGAGGAGGAGACAAGAACGGGAAAAAGCCGUCGUCAACAUCACCAUCACCAGAAGGAGCAUCUGGGGUAGCAACAGGAACACCUUCCGGACAACCACGAUCAGAUGGCGCAGCAGGAGAGAACAGGGUCACAGCGGCACCAGUACCCGUACCACAACCCCCACCACCUCCACCAACGGUGCAGGAAGGAGACUCAGGAGUAGGAGGAAAAAAGGAGGACGUAGAAACCGUAGCCCCGGUACCACCGAAGGGUGAUGCAAAAACUGAUCACGCUAAUACUCCAGCAGGUACGAAGACUGAACCAAAGUGUGGAGUUACCACGCAGACUCACGAAUCUUCAGGUGUUGAUGAGAGCGGUAAUGCUCAUUCUGUGGCCGUGACCUUCAACAUCACUCCAACUGCGCCCGAAUGUUCAGGAUCUGGCACUUCAG